Molecule: messenger RNA, 5318 nt
Organism: Acanthochromis polyacanthus (spiny chromis)
Lineage: Eukaryota; Metazoa; Chordata; Actinopteri; Pomacentridae
Gene: cybb
Product: cytochrome b-245 heavy chain
Exons: 13
Coding region: 98-1795 (565 amino acids)
Biological process (GO): superoxide anion generation; defense response
Cellular component (GO): NADPH oxidase complex; plasma membrane
Molecular function (GO): superoxide-generating NAD(P)H oxidase activity
Source: RefSeq, a predicted model, not a curated record
UGCUGAUAUCAAAGGUUAUAAAUGAGUAAGCGGGCCGCGGCGCUCUUCACUCUCUGCUUCCUUCUGUCUGCUUUCAGACUCUCUGCUCAUCACCACCAUGGGGAACUUCAUCGCCAACGAGGGACUCUCCAUCUUUGUAAUUCUGGUGUGGCUGGGGAUCAACGCCUACCUGUUUGUUGAGUUCUACAUGAGGUUCCUGGUCCAGAAGUGGUUCUACACCAGAGUCCUGCUGGGGCAUGCCCUGCCCUGGGCCAGAGCUCCUGCUGCCUGCCUCAACUUCAACUGUAUGCUCAUUCUGCUGCCGGUCUGCCGAAACCUCCUCUCCUUCCUCCGAGGAUCCAUCCAGUGCUGCAGCCGAACAGCAGCUCGUCAACUCGACCGAAACAUCACUUUUCACAAACUGGUGGCUUACAUGAUCGCCUUCCAUACAGCCGUGCACAUUGUUGCACAUUUGUUCAACUUUGAGUAUUUCAUGGACGCGCAGCUGAAUCGCAACAGCAGCCUCCUGACCUUCGUUCUGUCUGAAAUCGGGAACGGAGACAAUGCCUCCUUUCUCAACCCCAUCAGGAGCAACGAGACGAACCCUACCAUCGUCAUGUUCACCACCAUCGCCGGGCUGACGGGCGUCGCCAUCACGCUCGCCCUCAUCCUCAUCAUCACCUCGUCCAUGGAGGUCAUCCGCAGGUCCUACUUCGAGGUGUUCUGGUACACGCAUCACCUCUUCGUCAUCUUCUUCAUCGGCCUGGUGUUCCACGGCUUUGGGCGCAUUGUUCGAGGACAGACGAACAAAGAUCUGCUCGUGCACAACUCCACCCUGUGCGCCGAUCGCUUUGAAGAGUGGGGACAACCCGGGUCCAACUGCACGGUGCCGGUGUUUGCUGGAAACCCACCGAUGACGUGGAAGUGGGUGGUCGCCCCCAUGUUCCUCUACCUGUGUGAGAGACUCGUUCGCCUCUACCGAUCCCAUCAGAAGGUGGUCAUCACCAAGGUGGUGAUGCAUCCGUCCAAGACUCUGGAGCUGCAGAUGAAGAGGAAGGGCUUCCACAUGGAGGUGGGUCAGUACGUCUUCAUCCAGUGUCCGUCCGUCUCCAGGCUGGAGUGGCAUCCCUUCACCCUGACCUCGGCCCCGGAGGAGGACUACUUCAGCGCCCACAUCCGCAUCGUCGGGGACUGGACUCAGGCGCUGUACGAGGCCUGUGGAGGAGACAGCAACGAGCCUCAGGAGGCCUGGAAAAUGCCCAAGGUGGCCAUCGACGGCCCGUUUGGAACCGCCAGCGAGGACGUGUUCCGCUACGAGGUGGUGAUGCUGGUGGGAGCGGGGAUCGGAGUGACGCCCUUCGCCUCCAUCCUCAAGUCUGUGUGGUACAAACGCAUCCAGAACAACCAGGAGGUUUUCACCAAGAAGAUCUACUUCUACUGGCUGUGUCCGGAGACGCAGGCCUUCGAGUGGUUCGCUGACCUGCUGCAGUCUCUGGAGGGUCAGAUGGCCGAGAGGGACGUGACCGACUUCCUGAGCUACAACAUCUACCUGACCCGCUGGAAGGAGGCCGAGGCGGCUCAUUUCCGAGUCCACCACGAGGCGGAGAACGAUCCCAUCACCGGCCUCAAACAGAAGACUCUUUACGGGAAACCCAACUGGGACAACGAAUUCACCAACAUCGCAUCAAAGCACCCGGGAACCAAAGUUGGCGUCUUCCUGUGCGGUCCGCCUCAGCUGGGAAAAUCUCUGGAGAAACAGUGUAUGUCGCAUUCGGAGGACGACGUCAAGUUCAUCUUCAACAAGGAGAACUUCUAGAAUAAAACCUCCAACGGCUGAACGGCGACGACGGAGGAAGAACUCUACAGCAAACGUCUUCCACGUUCCACACCAAAAACGACUGAAUGUAGAAGAUUCUACAGUUAAAUUAUUCACAGUCACGACAGAAUCUUUAUUUAUAGUGAGUUUUUAUUUGACUGAUGGGUUUCUUCUGGCUGGAAAUGACAAAAAUAAGAAACAAGAGAUGGUAAGAGGUUGAGUUAGAGAUGCUCAUUUGGUUUGGUUUUAACACUUUAAACAAAAAAGGAAAGCUCCAAAUCAUUCAUGUGCCUUAUAACGGUCUCAUGCAGCUUCUACACAUUUCUGCUAAACUUUACUACACUAUGCAGAGUUUUCUGAAAAGACACCAAAGCAAAACUAUGUUUUACAGUUUAUAUGUGGGUGAAGCAAACAUUUAGGUUGGAAAAAUUCAACACUUCAAGGUGGUUUUCUUUCAAAUGAAGCUGCAUCAUGGUUCAUUUGAGAGGAAAGGCUAAAAAAUUCCCCUUUUUUUAGUGUAGAAAUAAUCCAAAUGAUGGAGACUGGGAAGAAGCUGCAUUCUGAGAAACGUUUCAAACUAUUUCACGGGGGAUGAAUAAUUUUGGUCGUCGCAUUUUUAGUUAGACCCUCCAGAAAAACGCGAUUAUCCUAUGAAUUCCCGCAUUAAUCACCAAAAUGCCGCUGAUUAUGCGGGGGUCAAUUAUUUCCCAAAAGGCCGCAUAAAACAGCGCAUAAUUCCCACAAGAAUCUCACAUUUCCACGAAAAACAAGAGAAAUAUGCGGGUCCCGCUUGAUUUCACAAUUUCCGCAUAAAAUGAGAAAACUAUAACCGAUAUAAAUGGAGUUGUGAGUUUUUAUGUGACGCCCGGCCUGACGUCAUCAGUUCAUUCACACACACUCGAAGCACGAGCUGAUGCGGAGCGGUGCCCAGAGACGAAAAACAAGAAUGCUCAAAGAUCACAUUUACCUACGAAUAUUUCAGCCAGAGACCGGGCUAAACAGGACCCAGAUUUACUGCACCAAAGUGGGGGGAAACUUUUUAGCACACCGUGCAACAUCGUUCUGGAGCACCGAAGAAAAUCAACCGUGUUGCAGCACUUCAGAAGCGAGGAAAAAACGGAAGGGAAAAGGGAAGCCUAGUGACAGGAUGUAGAAGAAUCACCUUUUUCCCAGUUCUUACAUAUUUUGUAUCUUUUUGCAUAUUUCACAACUAUUCGCAUACUUUGCAACUUUCCGCAAUUUCUCCGCAUAAAAUGGCAUAAAACCCCCGUAAAUUUAUUUAUAAUCAAGGAUUUUAGCCCACAUUUUUCCGGAGGGUCUAUUUAGUGAACAAAGUUCAAAUGUAGCACUACCUUCUCUAAAGCGACCUCUCACCAUCCCUUUGUCUCUUGUUUCUAUCAUUUCCAGCCAGAAGCAGCCUGUUGCUCAGAUAAAGAGCUGGCUGUGAAUACUGUACAUCUGGAACAUCUGGCAGCUCAGCAGGCUCCUCCUCCUCUUCGUUUCUCACCACAGACGUUUUGUAAAGACCCAGCUGUUGCUCAAAAAGCCCUGUGGUGUUUUCCACAUUCCCUUCUUCUCCUUUUGCGUUACGACAACAAGAGAAGCUGCUGGUUUCAAAACAUUUCUUCCUUUUUCAUUUGUUCCAUUUGGGGUUUUGUCAGAAGCAGUUACUGAAAGUCUCAGAUCAGAUUCCUCAAAACGAAAGAGGAGAAUAAACCAACGGGACUCCAGUGUUGUUAAAGCUUUGGCGGCUUCAGAGGAGCAACAAAACAAACAAAACAAACAAAAACAGCAGAAACUUUACAGGAAAAGCACAAAUCUAAAAAAGCUCCUCCAUGCUUUCUGCUUCAGCGGUUUUCUGUAAUUACAAAAAUGUUUUUGAUAGCUACAAUUUUUGUUUGGUUUUAACAAUUACAUAUAAAUUUAUAUGAUCUGUAAUUUAAGAUAAAACAUAAUAAAUUACAUGAUACAAACCAAAAAAAUAAAAAUCAGGCCAAAAUUGUAAAUAUAGUUUUUUAAACAGUAUUUAAGUCAAAAAAUCAGUAACGUCCACAUCAAAAAUCUGGAUUUUUACUAAUAGUAAUUACUUUCUUUUACAAAGUGUGAAAGUAAAAUUACAGUUUUACUGAAAUUAUGUCAUUAUUUCCACUGUUUGAAGUAUUACAGUAUUCCACCGUUUUUAACUUGUGGUUUCUUUUUUUUUUUUUUUAAUUUUUUACAAUGUUGUACCUCUGUCCUGUCAAAAUGGAUCUUGGCUAAAGGUUUCAUGGAUUUUUUAUUAUUAUUAUUGUUUUUGAGCUUGUUUGGAAGGAAAAUGAGCAACUAGCAACCUUCAGAUCAUUUCCUGUCAGCUCUGAAAAACUGAAUUAUUUUGUAUGUAAAAUUUGCAAAGAAGUUUGAACAUAUAUGUGCAGAAAUCACGCUUACAGAUGUGUCGGUUAAUGAUGAUAACGUUAAAACACAACGUGAUGGCAUGAAGCCUGCAUUCUAAAGAGGCUGCAAAAUGAAAUCUGCAGCUCCAGAACGUCUCCAGAAUGAACGACUCAUUUAUUAAGAAACAAAUACGUUCAGGAUGCAGUUUCUCACGUGUACAGAUUCUGUUUAUCAGUGCGGACUAAAAGUGUUUAUGCGUCGGACUGUUUCCCAAACAAACAGAUUUGUUGUUCUAAAAAUAAUCCUCAGUAACUGGUCCAAGGUCCGUUUAUUGGAACACUUACAGGGCUUCGGCCCACAGUUUGCUCAGUUGUCAUGGAAACGGCAUCCAUGGAUGAAGCCUUUGUCAUGUGGGUUCAAAAAUGAAAGAGUUAAAACUUGAAACAAAACAGCCGAUAGCAUCCUAAUAUGUUGAUGAAGACAAAUAAAAUUAAGCUAAAUUUGGCAGCGAGGGUCCAAAAAAACCCUCCAAGAAGAAACGUGACCAGUUCCUUGUAUUUUUUACUUUAUUUUUAACAUUUUACUGUCUUUAUCAGUAAAAAGAAUCAUACAAACAGUCGAUGUACUGGGAGGACAUUUGUACCGGUUUACAACAAUAGGAGGAAAUAUGUAGUAGAAGUUUUUUUCUCACGACCAACUGAGUAAUAAACUUUAAUCUUCACACAUGGAACUACUGAAUAAAACCAGAGGCUGCAGUAAGAGCUCCAUGUUUCAACUCCCUGAUGCUGUGUCAUCAUUUUAGUUUCUCCCCACAAUCCAGAACUUCAUCUCCUUUCAUCUGUCUGAGAAGCAGAUUUAAUCAGCUUCAUGCAGGUCUUUUGUUGUGUUGAAGGACGGAGCAGAAAAAGUUCAGUUGUGUGUUCCAUUGUUUUGUUUUUAGACAUUUCAGAUUUUCACCAACAGCUGAGCAGAAAACGUGAAGCAGGAAUCCAAGGAAGUCUCAAACUGAUCACAUAUUUGCUCAACAUAACUCAUCAAAGUUUGAAGGUUUUCUUUACGAUUUUAAAAGUCCACAUUUGAAAACAGACAAACAUGUCAAGCUGAGUGGAAAUGGAGGGAUUUUAAGAAAUAAAAGAAAAAAAUAACACGA